Molecule: messenger RNA, 1598 nt
Organism: Ceratotherium simum simum (southern white rhinoceros)
Lineage: Eukaryota; Metazoa; Chordata; Mammalia; Perissodactyla; Rhinocerotidae
Gene: BIN3
Product: bridging integrator 3
Biological process (GO): endocytosis; plasma membrane tubulation; actin cortical patch localization
Cellular component (GO): actin cytoskeleton; cytoplasm
Molecular function (GO): lipid binding; protein binding
Source: RefSeq, a predicted model, not a curated record
GCCUACGUCACUUCCUGGAGACUGGCUGAAUCCGGAAGUGAUCCCCGAGGACCGAGAGGUGGCUGAGGACUGCAGCGCGGGGCAGGUGGAUUACCAUGAGCUGGAUUCCUUUCAAGAUUGGGCAGCCCAAGAAGCAGAUAGUCCCCAAAACAGUGGAGAGAGACUUUGAAAGGGAGUAUGGAAAACUCCAGCAGCUGGAGGAGCAGACCAAGAGGCUGCAGAAGGACAUGAAGAAGAGCACCGAUGCUGACCUGGCCAUGUCCAAAUCUGCUGUGAAGAUAUCCUUGGACUUGCUCUCCAAUCCCCUCUGUGAGCAAGACCAGGACUUUCUGAACAUGGUCACAGCCCUCGACACAGCCAUGAAGCGGAUGGACGCCUUCAACCAGGAAAAGGUGAACCAGAUUCAAAAGACCGUGAUUGAACCCUUAAAAAAGUUUGGCAGUGUCUUCCCGAGCCUCAACAUGGCAGUGAAACGACGGGAGCAGGCCUUGCAGGACUACAGGAGAUUGCAGGCCAAGGUGGAGAAGUAUGAGGAGAAGGAGAAGACAGGGCCAGUGCUGGCCAAACUCCACCAGGCCCGAGAAGAGCUUCGGCCUGUGCGGGACGACUUUGAGGCCAAGAACAAGCAGCUCCUGGAUGAGAUGCCACGGUUCUACAACAGCCGACUGGACUACUUCCAGCCCAGCUUUGAGUCCCUGAUCCGAGCACAGGUUGUGUACUACUCUGAAAUGCAUAAGAUCUUCGGAGACCUGACCCAACAGCUUGACCAGCCUGGCCACCCGGACGAGCAUCGGGAACGGGAGAAUGAGGCCAAACUGAGCGAGCUCAGAGCCCUCUCUAUUGUGGCUGAUGACUGAGUCCCAGCCCCCUCGGAAGACCUGGGGUCAUGUCAGCCUCUCUAGUUCGCCCUUUUCAAGCUUGGACUCAGGCGUCAACCAGCAAAAGGGCCUCCCCUGGGAGAAGUAUGGGGAUGGCAGCAGCUCCUGCUCUACCUCACUAGCCCUCUGGAAUAAGCCUGGCACCAAGAGCCCCGAACAGGCUGCUAUCUCCCCACCCACAGCAAGAGCCCACAGACAGGUAAACAACGUAGGGGCUUUCUUAUUUCCAAAAGAACCAUCCAAAGUGCAUCCUGGCCUAGGGCCAGAGCAAGCUCCUAGCCUUCAUCUUUGAAGGCCAUGGGCUUUGUCAUCUCACUCGAGGUCUUAGCCAUGCUUGCAUGGUUGGGAUCACAUCUACCUCCAAAAGACCCAUCCUGGGGAGUCCACCCAGCCUUGUUGCCUUUCCACUUCAGACUGUCUUUCCUGGGAGAGGCCCGUGACACUGCCCUGGGGAAUGUGAGAGCUGUGGUCCUUCAGUCCUGACAGGCCCCUCACUCCAGCCUCUGCUUAGCCCACUUCCAGCCCUUAGGUCAAGUGCAAGGAAGCGCCCCAAGUCUUGUAGGUUCCCUAGGAAAUCGGGACUCAACUCGUAUAAAUAUCCUAUCACACACAAUGUCACAGACCAAUUCACAGGCCUCAAAGCAAGAACACUGGGUUUAUGUCUCACCUGAUUAUUUGGAAUGUUAUUUAUUUUUUCAAGUAAAGUUUUAAAUAAAAUUU